Drosophila ananassae is the source of this 1523-nucleotide messenger RNA. RefSeq names its product peptidoglycan-recognition protein LB (gene PGRP-LB). The record is from RefSeq and is a predicted model, not a curated record. Gene Ontology annotation, biological process: innate immune response; peptidoglycan catabolic process. Lineage: Eukaryota; Metazoa; Arthropoda; Insecta; Diptera; Drosophilidae. Bases 666 to 1346 code for a protein of 226 amino acids. The transcript is spliced from 3 exons. Gene Ontology annotation, molecular function: N-acetylmuramoyl-L-alanine amidase activity; peptidoglycan binding; zinc ion binding.
GAUUGCGGCGAAAAGCUCGCUCGGAGAGCGGAAGUGGCCCCCCAAUCGAUGAGCGUGCUGGGGAGAGCGAUCAGAGCCAUAAGUUUCAUGCGAUUAACCAUUUGUUUGGCAUUGCGGCAACGGCAGCGGUGGUAGGCAGUGGUAGGCAGCGACGUCAGCAGCGGCAGAGGCAGCGGCAGCCGUGGUGCGAAUUUUUCGUUCGUCUAUAAACUCAGGUCCGCCCUUAUGUUGGCCAACACUCGCGUUUUUGAUACGAAGCAUAAGACCGCUAUGUGAGCAGAGCGCUUCGAUAUCUCUGACCUUCACACACAGUCGAAAUUUUGCAAAAUUCUUGCCACUGCUUAAUGCACAAAAGUAACUUGGCAGCAGCAACAAGCAGCCAAUAUUAACAAACAAGUAAACAGCCAGCUAGCAAGCAAACAAACAAACAAACAACCAAACAAACAACAAUCAACUUGGAGCGCUCGGCGCGAAGCAAUCGACACAAAAGUUCCUAAAUCAAAGUCGCAUUUGGUGCGCACACAAGUUCCUAAGUAGCUCAGAUCCGACCAAGCAAUCGCAGUUGAAAAAUCAUCAGAAAUUGCAACAAUUGCAGCACCAGCACCAGCAGCAGCAGCAACAUCAACAGAAAGAGCAACAGCAACAUCAACAAAUAUCAAGACAUCAUGACUGCCCUGGGAUUAGUUUUGCUAUCAAUGAUGGGCUAUAGCCAGCACAUGCCGGCGAAUAUGGACAAUGGAGCGGGCACUGCUCGACUACUAUCCCGCUCCGACUGGGGCGCCCGGCUGCCAAAAUCCGUGGAGCACUUCGAGGGCCCAGCCCCCUACGUGAUCAUCCACCACUCGUACAUGCCGGGAGUCUGCUUCAGCACGCUGGAGUGCAUGAAGAGCAUGCGCGACAUGCAGGACUUCCACCAACUGGAGCGCGGGUGGAAUGAUAUCGGAUACAGCUUCGGCAUAGGCGGAGAUGGCAUGAUCUACACCGGCAGGGGCUUCAACGUCAUCGGAGCGCACGCCCCCAAGUACAAUGACAAGAGCGUGGGCAUUGUCCUCAUCGGAGACUGGAGAACUGAACUCCCGCCCAAACAGAUGCUGGAUGCGGCCAAGAACCUGAUCGCCUUCGGCGUGUACAAGGGCUAUAUUGAUCCCACCUACAAGCUCCUGGGUCACCGGCAGGUUCGGGACACCGAGUGCCCCGGCGGCAGGCUCUUUGAGGAGAUCUCCAGCUGGCCGCACUUCACCAAGCUGAACACCACCGAGGCCACUACGACCCAGGCGCCGGUGGAGCCCCACGUGCAUCCCCAGCCACCAAUUGCCAAAUCGCAGCCAGCAGCACCCAAGGCCUAGGCCCGCUGGAUCCAAUCCAAGCCAAUACAAGCCUCAACCCGCCAGAGGUUGAGCGAAGCCACAACGAGCUCGGCUCCCCGCACAAUGCCAAGGAGUUCAUUCAGUAUUCAUUAGAUGUCUCUUCGAACAUUUCACAAAUAAAGCAAUUUCUAGAUGAUAACACUUACAUAAGCAUAA